This is a messenger RNA of Plasmodium fragile, 2301 nucleotides long. RefSeq lists its product as uncharacterized. The coding region runs from base 1 to 2301 and encodes 766 amino acids. The record is from RefSeq and is a predicted model, not a curated record. Lineage: Eukaryota; Apicomplexa; Aconoidasida; Haemosporida; Plasmodiidae. The transcript is spliced from 5 exons.
AUGGAAACUGUGUUACGCGCGUUCGUGCAGCAUAUAGAUGACACCAGGGACAUAUUGGACGCAUUGGCUAAGAACUGCGAGAAUAUGGGAUGGGAUUAUAAGGACAACGACACCGCCAAGUAUAUGGGACAUACCGUAGGCGACGUACUGAAGUGCCGACUGAUGGUAGGUGCAUUAUAUUUCAUGCAGGCUUGGCAUCAGGGACUAGGAAUAGGGGGGAAACACCGACGUCAGAAUGACGCCGAUUUUGCAGGAAUUAUGAAGUGCAUAUUGGUAAAUGUUUUCGAGACGCUACUGAUGAAAUAUAAGUGUGGAAGCUUCAAGGGACCCAUGUACGCAUGGAAAAUCAUAGAUAAAAUGCAGAUGGACGGGGGGUUCCAGGGAAGAACCUCAGGAGGGGAAUGCAAGAGGAACCAGUACGGGGACAGGAAUAUAGGCAGCGGAAACCUAAAGGCGGCAGUUAAGGCAUGGUUGAGGACCCAUCCAACAGUAGAGCGACAAAUUCGACAAAUACAGCCACACCACGAUUGUAAUAAACAGUGGAAGAAAAACAUGCGCAUAGGACCAGCUGUGGGUGAAGAGGAUGGGCAGAAGGAGCAGGUCAUGGAAGGGGUACACAUAGAGGGCCAGUGGACAGACGUAGUAAAAACUGUUUUCAACACAAUUGCAAACGAGGGGGAAAAAUUCAAGGAGCAACUCAGGGAACGCAAGAGGAAGGCCAGCGGCAGCGGAGCAGUUAUGAAUGUACCGUCUGCCGAAGAUGAUACCGAGGACUCCGAAGACGAAGAGGACGACAAAACGACCAAGCACUCACCCGCCUCUGCCAAACCCGCCACGACCAAGCAGGCAACACAAAAGGAACCACAGGCACCGUCAGCCAAUGCGACCACCAAGGACGACGCGCGCGGCACAUCCCAAGACAAUACGAGCCCGCAGGCUGCGGCAGCCGCAGGAUCACAGGACGCUGGACCGGGCACAUCCCCAGCGACCAAGACUGACGCUUCGGAAGCCACAACUCCCGGUAACACAACAUGUUCUGAUAGUAGCCCCACACCUACACGUGUCUCCAUUAGUUGUGGGACUACCUCGGAUGAAGCCCUGGGGAGGCCACCCGACGGCAACACACUCCUGGAGGAGGCAGACGAGAACAAGGCAGGUGAGGACAAGAACGUAGGGGCCCAGGAUGAUUCUAAGAAGGCGACUACGCAGGACGUUCCGCACAAGCCAUCAUCACCUGCACGCGCUGCCGCACAACCAACACGGGACCCCGGUGUUCCGACAUCAUCCUCAACAGAUGGUCACAAGGACACAGAGGAGCCCUCAGUUGACAUUAACUCUCCAGCAGGUGCAACAGCAGCAAAGGAUGAAAAAGUUGCAGCCGGUACACCCCCGGGUGCCGGUGGCAAUGCCGUCGUUGAUGGAGGAAACGCUGACCCCCCUCCUCUCAAUCCACCCAAACCAAAACCGAACCCGAACCCAGAUCAAUCGGGUAGUAGUGGCAGUUUCAGUGAUGCUGAUUUGGCGGAUGGAGUUUCUGGUGGGCACGUACCGGCAGGUGGUAGUGGCAGUGGUGCAGGUGCUGGAGUUGGUGGAGCAGGUGGUUCCCCUCCUUCCAGUGGCCCCAGUCCAGACACCAAUCAGCAAGAUCAACCUAUCCUCCCCCCUACCUCGAAACCCUUCGAGCCCAAGGAUCUUGUCCCCUAUAGCCCCGCGAUCAUUCCAGCGGUUGUUGGUAUUGGGGUCAUUGCCUUUUUCCUAUGGAAAUAUCCGAAACCCAGGAACUUUUCCAACCUGAACCCUGAACCUAGUGUCCUAAACCCGGACACCUACAAAUCUAAAACCCACCAGGAUGACCUCCAGAGACAACAUGGUACUGCUUCUACAUUACAACGAAAUAAAAAUGUUUGUACAAAUUUAGCCGUGACAAUAGAAGAAGCAACUCCAUCAGAACAGGCACUUGAAUUAGAACAGAUGAAAUGGCCACAAGGGAAAAAUCCCGAAGAAAACUAUGAAGAUGCUAAAGAAACAGUGAACGCAGACGAAGAGCUCGAAGUAGACCAUGAUGGACAGGACGAAGUUCCUGAGGCUCAACAAGAAGCUUCCCAGGGACAAACAGAAGCGCCACACGUAGGCGAAGGAACUGCAUUGUAUCCUCCGGAACUCAAAAAUUAUACAAUGGACAAUCCAGAUUUUACAGGUUCGAACAGAUUCAUGCAAAACUUAGAAGAUGAUUGGGCACUAUUAGGAAUGACAUUAGAUAAGACAAGGGAAAUCAUGGUGCAACAAAAAUAUAAGGAAUGA